AUGGAGUGCAAGGGGUCCCAACCAACAGGAGUGCAAGGGGUCCCAACCAACAUCUUUCGGGACCCAAGCCAACCUCGCCUGCCCGCGGUGCACUCUGCUGAUCAACGAAAGAGGCUCUGGCAACCCGCCAACACGCACUGGACCAGCGCGGCGGGUUAUGGUCCGUAUCCCCCACAUGAUAGUGGACAAAGUAGCACGGCCCCUAGUGCCCGGGGGCUCCGGCUGCAAGGCUGGCGU
Iphiclides podalirius (scarce swallowtail) is the source of this 237-nucleotide messenger RNA. The record is from the annotation of a GenBank genome assembly. Lineage: Eukaryota; Metazoa; Arthropoda; Insecta; Lepidoptera; Papilionidae.